This is a messenger RNA of Cyprinodon variegatus (sheepshead minnow), 556 nucleotides long. RefSeq names its product splicing factor 3b subunit 6 (gene sf3b6). The transcript has 4 exons. Gene Ontology annotation, cellular component: cytoplasm; nucleus; ribonucleoprotein complex. Gene Ontology annotation, molecular function: mRNA binding. The record is from RefSeq and is a predicted model, not a curated record. NCBI's taxonomy places the organism in Eukaryota, Metazoa, Chordata, Actinopteri, Cyprinodontiformes, Cyprinodontidae. The coding region runs from base 118 to 495 and encodes 125 amino acids.
AUUCUAAACCGGAAGUUUGUCACUAGCUGGCGACUGUUUCCAUUUUGACGGCGAUUGGAAAAGGCCACUGCGUGCUUGUUGUUUCUUCACGUUUUGUAAUCAAACUAAACCGUCAUCAUGGCUAUGCAGGCAGCCAAACGCGCUAACAUCCGAUUACCUCCUGAGGUGAACAGAAUCCUCUACAUCAGGAAUCUUCCUUAUAAGAUUACAGCUGAGGAGAUGUACGAUAUCUUUGGGAAAUAUGGACCAAUACGACAGAUCCGAACAGGGAACACACCUGAAACCAGAGGAACAGCUUAUGUUGUGUAUGAAGAUAUCUUUGACGCCAAAAAUGCCUGUGACCACCUGUCAGGCUUCAACGUCUGCAAUCGUUACCUGGUGGUGCUUUACUACAAUGCAAACAGAGCCUUCCAGAAGAUGGACACAAAGAAGAAAGAGGAGCAGCUGAAGCUUUUGAAAGAGAAAUAUGGGAUCAACACAGACCCCCCAAAGUAGUUUAGGUCAGGUUUUUAUCUUUAAACUCUCUAUUUGUAAAAAAAAAAACACACAAAAAAAA